This is a messenger RNA of Pipistrellus kuhlii (Kuhl's pipistrelle), 1541 nucleotides long. RefSeq names its product mesoderm development LRP chaperone (gene MESD). Gene Ontology annotation, molecular function: low-density lipoprotein particle receptor binding. Bases 44 to 742 code for a protein of 232 amino acids. Gene Ontology annotation, biological process: protein folding. Lineage: Eukaryota; Metazoa; Chordata; Mammalia; Chiroptera; Vespertilionidae. The transcript has 3 exons. The record is from RefSeq and is a predicted model, not a curated record.
GAAAGGAGAGUUCGGGGCGGGGCGGGGCGGCGGCGCGGCGACAAUGGCGGCCUCCAGUUGGCUGUGCGCGGCCGUCCUCCUGCUCUGUACCUGCGACCUGCUGCUGCUGGUGCUGCCGCCCGGGGCCCGCGCGGCCGAGGACCCGGCCGGGAAGCCUGGCGAGGCGGCCCCGCCGCCCCCGAAGAAGAAGAAGAAGGACAUUCGCGAUUACAAUGAUGCGGACAUGGCGCGCCUUCUGGAACAGUGGGAGAAGGACGACGACAUCGAGGAGGGCGACCUGCCGGAGCACAAGCGGCCCCCGGUGCCGGUGGACUUCUCGAAGCUGGACCCGGGCAAGCCGGAGAGCGUCCUGAAGCUGACCAAGAAGGGCAAGACCCUCAUGAUGUUCGUCACCGUGUCCGGCAGCCCCUCCGAGAAGGAGACGGAGGAGAUCACCAGCCUGUGGCAGGGCAGCCUCUUCAACGCCAACUAUGACGUCCAGCGGUUCAUCGUGGGCUCGGACCGCGCCAUCUUCAUGCUGCGGGACGGCAGCUACGCCUGGGAGAUCAAGGACUUCCUGGUGAGCCAGGACCGCUGCGCCGAGGUCACGCUGGAGGGCCAGGUGUACCCAGGCCGCGGCGGGGGCGGCCGGGAGCGGAACCAGACCAAGCCGGCCAAGGGCAAGAAGAAGGAGGGCGGCCCCACGGCCCGCGGCGCCUCCCAGGAGGACAACCGGGCGGGCCGGGCGCGCGGGGACCUGUGACGGGCGGGCGGCGUGGGACCCGCUCCGCCUGGCGUUCCGGCCUCCGCGGGGUCCGCCCGGGCCCGGGGGGCAGGCCGGAGUCCCUGUGGACCAGGCUGCGGGUGCUAAGGCAGCAUUCACGUUGGCCACGGCCACGGCCACGGCCACGGUGAGGGUUCCUGGGCAGACGCGCUCGCUGGCAGCUUGCGGGGCGUCCUGGGCGCCAUCAGCGCCCUCAGCGCGCCCGCUCCGGGCGUGCGUCUGCUUUUGGGUUUGUGCAUGGAUGUCGAGAGAGGGCGGAAGGACAGCAGGUUCCGGUCAGACCCGGGAAGGCCUGAUUUUGCCAAACCGGGCUCUUCCUCCGCGCCCCCAAAACGCCACCUCCUGCCUGUGACGUGGACACCACCCCGGCCACCGGGCCGUGUGCGCCCGCCCCUCCAGGAGCCGCCGAGACCCCGGGUCUCCCAGACUCGCCGCCGCCGCCGCCUCCUCCUCGCUGAGAUCUCAGGGGUCUGCCGCUGCUGUGGGCGGGGGGUCGGGACCGGCCGUGUCCUCCUCUAGGAAGUGGUGGGAUGUUGGCCAGGCCACGUGGCAGGGCCCGGCGCCCUCGUGGUGAACACGUGUCAGCUGAAGUGCCUCCGUGUGUGUGUGGUCCCCAUGGGCCCCCUGCCGGUGUCUGAUUUGCCCUCUGCGGAGGGAGAGCCGGGCAGACACAGGUGCCAUUUCUAAGAGCCGCCGUUUGUAAAGCUUUUCCUUGUGGUUUUCUCAGAAUAACACGUUCAUGGUGAGAACGUGCGGUGCUCCAGGCCUGCCUCCCUCC